UGCGCGAGGGGCCCUAGGUGUCCUGUCAGUGUCUCAGGACGCUGCGCCGAGCCGCGGCGGGGACGACGCCCUGAGAGCCCGGAGCGCGGCCUCGAGAUGGACACAGUGGUCUUUGCGGAUGUGGCUGUGUACUUCACUCGGGAAGAGUGGGCUUUGCUGGAUGGUGCUCAGAGGAAGCUCUACAGAGAAGUGAUGCUAGAGACCUUCAGGAACCUGGCCUCAGUGGUUGUUACAGAUUGUUUCACUCAAGUUAAAACCCGUGCAUCAUGUCCUGGGCAGGAUACUUUGGAGAAUGAAAUAUCCAGUGAAGAGAAAAUACUAAGAUUCACAAGAGAUGACGACUCCUGGUCUGUUUUUAGAGAAAACUGUACAAUUUAUAACAUUGCAGAUCAGCACCAACCUAAAGAGAGGCAUUUGAGAAGUCAUCUUGUGGAGAGUCUCUGUGAAACUAAUGAACAUAAUCAAUGUGGAGGCUCCCUGAACCAGAUCACAGAUCUUCCUGUGAAUGAGAGACAUCCGACUGGAGCUAAAUACUAUGAAUGCACCAAGUGUGGAAAAGUCUUCAAGGAUUGUUCUUUCCUUAUAAAUCAGCAAAGAUCUCCCACUGGACACAAACCUCAUCCAUGUGUGGAAUGUGGACAAGCCUGUGGGUUGGUUUCAUGCCAGAGUACUCAGGUGGAAACUGACCUUGUGGAGAAACCCUAUAAAUGUCAGGAUACUGGGAGAGCAUCUAAGAAAUACGUGAAGAGUCUCAGUAAUAAAGGCUCUAUUGAGUGUAAGAAAUGUGGAAAAACUUUCACUUGUUACUCAGCCUUUCGGGGACAUGUGAGAGGUCAGUGUGGACAGAAAAUCCAUGUGUGCAAAGUAUGUGGGAAAGGCUUUAUGUAUUACUUUUACCUUACGGGACAUGUAAGAACUCACACUGGAGAGAAAUCCUAUGAGUGUAAGGCAUGUGGGAAAGCUUUCAGUAGUCUGAAAUACUUUAGAAGACAUGUGAGAACACACAGUGGAGCGAAACCCUAUGUAUGUAAGGAGUGUGGGAAAGUCUACAGGUAUCUCACAAAUCUGCAAGAACAUGCAAGAACGCACAGUGGGGAGAGACCCUAUGUAUGUCAGCACUGUGGGAAAACCUUCAGUCGUCACUCCUCCCUUCGAGGGCAUGUGAGAACUCACAGUGGAGUGAAACCCUAUGAAUGUCAGCAAUGUGGAAAAGCUUUCAGGUUUCCUGCAAACCUGCAAGUACAUGUGAGGACACAUACUGGGGAGAGACCCUGUGAAUGUCAGCACUGUGGGAAAGCAUUUAGGUAUGCUGCCUCCCUGCGAGUUCAUGUGAGGACACACACUGGGGAGAGACCCUAUGAAUGUCAGCAGUGUGGCAAAGCCUUCACUAGUCACUCUUACCUUCAGAAACAUGUGAGAACACACAGUGGGGAGAAAUCCUAUGAAUGUAAGGAGUGUGGGAAAGCUUUUAGGCAGCUUCAACAUUUUCAAGGUCAUAUGAGAAUACAUAGUGGAGUGAAACCCUAUGAAUGUAAAGAAUGUGGGAAAUCCUACAGUUUUCUCUCAUCCCUUCGAAUACAUGUGAGAAUGCACAGUGGGGAGAGGCCCUUCGAAUGUCAGCAAUGUGGGAAAGCCUUCAGUCGUCUCUGCUCCCUUCAAGGACAUAUGAGAUCACACACUGGGGUGAAACCCUAUGAAUGUAAGGAGUGUGGGAAAACCUUCAGGUAUCCUGACAACCUGCGAGUACACGUGAGGACACAUACUGGGGAGAAACCUGAUGAAUGUCAGUACUGUGGGAAAGCUUUCAGGUACCCCACAUCCCUGCGAAAACAUGUGAGAACACACAGUGAAAAGAAUACCUGAAUGUCGGCAAUGUGGGAAAGCCUUCAUGCAUCUUGAAUAUCUGUCGGCACAUGUGAAGGCACAUGAUGGACAGAAACUGAAUACGAGGACUGUGGGAUGCUUUCAUUUUUCUUUAAAAUUUUGUUGUAAAUGUGAGCGAACACACUGGAAAGAAACUAUGGAUGGAAAGAAUGUGGAAAAACCUUCAGAUGUAGCACUUCACUUAUUUUGUACAUGAAAAUUCAGAGCAGGAUUGAAAUCUUUUACUUAUAAAUAUGGUAUUGCCUUUGUAAAUGGCUCAUUAUUAAUAAUGAUUUUCAGUGUAUUAAUUUCUGGCUCAUGUUGCUGAUAUGAAAGCUUGAGGUAAGAAAUAUUUCUUUAUGUCCCUUCAUCUGUACUACACAUAUUUUAUUAUCUUGGGUUUUAAAUGAUUGUAUAGUUGUAUAAAACUUGUUCAUUUCCAUUACAGUUACUUUUGGACAUAGGGGUAUUAAGUGUUAUUUUUCCCCUCAUAAUUUAGUGAUUUUUAUUGUGUCAAAUUUACAGUUGGGGAAACUGAGGCUCAGAGAGCCAACGUGACUUGCUGAAUAUCAUAUAACAGUUAAGAGUUGCUAGGGCUUCUCUUUUUUUAAUGGCUAAACUUUGUUUAUAUUUGUAAAUUCUGAGUGGUAAAUAUAUUAUUCCUUUCAUAUUUUGCUUUAAAAAAUUAAAAUUAGUU
Molecule: messenger RNA, 2560 nt
Organism: Molossus molossus (Pallas's mastiff bat)
Lineage: Eukaryota; Metazoa; Chordata; Mammalia; Chiroptera; Molossidae
Product: zinc finger protein 77-like
Exons: 4
Coding region: 97-1863 (588 amino acids)
Biological process (GO): regulation of DNA-templated transcription
Source: RefSeq, a predicted model, not a curated record